Messenger RNA from Lathyrus oleraceus (garden pea), 2604 nucleotides. Its product is annotated as serine/threonine-protein kinase BSK7. The coding region runs from base 620 to 2119 and encodes 499 amino acids. The record is from RefSeq and is a predicted model, not a curated record. Gene Ontology annotation, biological process: brassinosteroid mediated signaling pathway; protein phosphorylation. Gene Ontology annotation, molecular function: protein binding; ATP binding; protein kinase activity. Lineage: Eukaryota; Viridiplantae; Streptophyta; Magnoliopsida; Fabales; Fabaceae. The transcript is spliced from 11 exons.
AAUGCUUCUUUUCUUAUCCCUUUUCUUCUUCAAUUGCUCUCUCUUUUCCUCUAUGAUCUUUGAUUUUUUUCAUUUACUUGUUUUGAUUUAUUAGUUGAUUUUAUGUUCUUUUAAUGCAUUUUUUUUAAUUUGUUUUUUUUUCUGUAAUUAUUGUUUCAAAGUUUGUUUUAUUGUUGAUUUGAUUGUUCCAUUUUAGCAAUUUGAAGAAGAGCUUUGAAUUAAAUUGACACAGCACUGCACAGAUUCGCCACUGAAAUGAAAAGAAAAGUUUGAUUUUGCUAUGUGCUGGUUGAAUAUUCUGCUUAUUUGGUCGGUGAUUAUUUGUUUUCUGUAUUUUCUUUUUACUAGGUCUGUUCAAACUAGCUUCUGUGUGGAUUAUUGUGAUUAUUUUUUAUAAUUAUUUUUGUUAAUUGAUGUGAAUUGUGUUGGGUAUUGGAAAAAAAAUCUAAAUUUGGUAACAGAAUCCAUGCCAAUCAUGUUUUCAUGAAAUUCUGUGGGGAAUGGGUAUUGGGUAAUGGUACAUGUUAAAUUGAAAGUUUCUCUAGGUUGAAGGAGCAAUGAUUUUAAGCUAUGGAGCAUCAACACCUCUGAAAAAAGGCGUGUCUGUGUGUGGGUUGGCAUGGGUUGUAAGUUCUCAAAGUAUUCAACAUGCUGUUGGGGUAGUGAACAAGGUGGUGGUGGUGGUGGUGGUGGUGGUGGUGUUCAGGUUCCGGAGACUGACAUUGAUGAAAAUGAAAACAAUAAUAUUGAGGGCAAUGGCCCGCCGUCGUUUCGUGAAUAUACGGUUGAUCAACUUAGGAAGGCCACCUCUGGGUUUGCAGUAGAAAAUAUUGUUUCAGAGCAUGGAGAAAAGGCUCCAAAUGUUGUUUAUAAAGGGAAACUUGACAAUCAAACACGGAUUGCCAUCAAACGGUUCAACAAAUCAGCCUGGCCAGAUGCCCAUCAAUUUUUGGAAGAGGCAAAAGCUGUUGGUCAGCUAAGGAGCCAAAAGUUGGCAAAUCUGCUUGGAUGUUGCUCUGAAGGGGAUGAGAGGUUGCUUGUAUCAGAAUAUAUGUCCAACGAUACUUUGGCAAAGCACUUAUUUCAUUGGGAAACUCAGCCCAUGAAAUGGGCAAUGCGACUUAGAGUUGCUUUACAUCUUGCCCAAGCUCUAGAGUACUGUACCAACAAAGGACGGGCUCUAUAUCAUGAUCUAAAUGCUUACCGAGUUCUUUUCGAUGAUGACUUCAAUCCCAAGCUUUCAUGCUUUGGUUUGAUGAAAAACAGUCGGGAUGGGAAAAGUUAUAGUACAAAUUUGGCAUUUACACCACCCGAGUAUCUCAGGACAGGUAGAGUGACCCCAGAGAGUGUAACUUAUAGCUUUGGGACCCUUUUGCUUGACCUUCUAAGUGGAAAACAUAUUCCUCCAAGCCAUGCCCUUGAUCUGAUCAGGGACAGGAACCUUCAGAGUCUAACAGACUCAUGUUUAGACGGACAAUUUUCAGAUGACGAGGGGACUGAAUUAGUUCGUCUAGCCUCACGAUGUUUACAAUCUGAACCGCGAGAGCGUCCUAAUCCAAAGUCACUCGUCACUGCUCUAAUACCUUUACAGAAGGAUACUGAGGUUCCUUCUCAUGUGCUGAUGGGUAUACCUGAUGCCGACGGUAGUGCAGCUUUUCCUCUCACUCCACUUGGGGAAGCUUGUCUACGCAGGGAUCUGACAUCCCUACACGAGGUGCUGGAGAAAAUUGGGUAUAAAGAUGAUGAGGGCGCAGCUACUGAGCUUUCGUUCCAAAUGUGGACCAACCAGAUGCAGCAAACAUUGGAUUCGAAAAAGAAAGGAGAUUCCGCUUUUCGGCAGAAGGAUUUCAAAAACGCAAUCGAUGGCUACACUCAGUUUAUUGAGGUUGGAAGCAUGACUUCUCCAACAAUUUUCGCGCGUCGAAGUCUGUCAUAUCUCUUCAGCAACAUGCCAAAUGAAGCACUUGGUGAUGCAAUGCAGGCACAAAUGAUAUCUCCUAUUUGGCACCUUGCAUUUUAUCUACAAGCUGUUGCUCUUUUGGCACUGGGAAGGGAGAAUGAUGCCCAAGUGGCACUUAAAGAAGGUUCUUCACUUGAAAGUAAUAAGAGCACAAAUUAAUUGAGAUGGUUGUGGUUAGCCAGAUCUUGAAUAUAACUUUUACAUAGAAAAAGCUGUUGGUUUUUCUCAAUGUUUGGGCGCAAAUGUACAUGGGGCUAUAGUUCCUUCCUUAUUUGGACGAUUGUCAUUAUGAAGGUUUAUUUAUUAUACUUGUGCAUGCUUAGAAGCAUUCUUUUGCACAGACUAGAGUUAUCUCUCAGAGUUAUACAGUAUCUAUUUGCAGUAGGAUUCUGUUUAGUUGCCUCUAUGUUAGUAGAAGGCAUAAAGGUGGAAGAUAUCAUCAUCAUUGAUUAUGAGUUGAAGAAUGAAAACAACUUUUAGAAGAGAGGUGUGUGUUUGUGUAAAGGGUUCAUCUGUUGGGAAAAUAUUGUUAUGCUUGUAAUUUAUUGUACAGAAGAACAACUUGGUUAUGACCUGCCUUUUGUGAUGUUGAUGAUAUUGAUAUAUUCAUUUUCCUUCUAAUAAAUUAUUUUCUUUUUGUAAUA